Molecule: messenger RNA, 6775 nt
Organism: Danio aesculapii
Lineage: Eukaryota; Metazoa; Chordata; Actinopteri; Cypriniformes; Danionidae
Gene: mapk15
Product: mitogen-activated protein kinase 15
Biological process (GO): intracellular signal transduction; protein phosphorylation
Cellular component (GO): nucleus; cytoplasm
Molecular function (GO): ATP binding; MAP kinase activity
Source: RefSeq, a predicted model, not a curated record
UUUGAGCAGGCCUCGGACAGCAGAUGUCAAUAGUGAACUCCAAACGACACAAAAACUGAAGGUUAUUUCCAUCAAGUCGGCUUUAAAAUUUAUGUAACUCCGUUUUAAAUGUUUAGACGGUAAACAGUGAUUAAGAUUAACGCGCGAUAAAUUGGUAUUUACACCAGAGAAUCGCUUGAAGUUCACUCAUAGGCGGUGAAGUGACAUCGUGAUGUCUCGUUGUUAGAUUUAUAAUGGAUUAAAAGAUGUUUUGACUUUAUUCUUGCCAUGGUAAAACUAAUUCAGGUUAAUAUUAAGUGAUAAAACAGGUAAAAAGCGGGAAUGAACAUCACAGAAGUGGAAGAACACAUCAGCUUGAAGUAUGAAAUCAAGAGAAGGCUGGGAAAAGGGGCGUAUGGAAUUGUUUGGAAGGCCGUGGACAGAAAAAGCGGAGAGACUGUAGCUGUGAAGAAAAUCUUUGAUGCCUUUAGGAACAGAACAGAUGCUCAGAGAACAUUCAGAGAAAUCAUGUUCCUCCAGGAGUUUGGGGACCAUCCCAACAUAAUUAAAUUACUGAAUGUCAUCAGAGCCCAAAACGACAAAGACAUUUACCUUAUAUUUGAAUUCAUGGACACAGACCUACAUGCAGUAAUAAAGAAAGAAAAUCUAUUAAAAGACAUCCAUAAGCGUUAUGUAAUGUACCAACUUCUUAAAGCAACAAAAUAUCUUCAUUCAGGCAAUGUCAUUCACAGAGACCAAAAGCCAUCCAACAUCUUAUUAGACUCAGAUUGCUUUGUGAAGCUGUGUGACUUUGGUUUGGCGAGAUCUCUGUACCAAAUCCAAGAGGAUGCUGGGAAUCCUGCUUUAACAGAGUAUGUGGCGACACGAUGGUAUCGAGCUCCUGAAAUACUACUGGGAUCCUCAAGGUACACAAAAGGUGUGGAUAUGUGGAGUAUAGGGUGCAUCCUGGCAGAGAUGCUGCUGGGCAAACCGCUCUUUCCUGGGACGUCUACCAUUAAUCAAAUAGAAAAAAUCAUGAACGUCAUUCCACAUCCUUCAACAGAGGAUGUGUUGGCCAUCAGGUCAGAGUAUGGGGCGUCUGUGAUUCAGAGAAUGCUGCUUAGACCGCAGGUGCCAUUAGAUGAGAUUCUGCCAGCCUCAGUGCCACCUGAUGCCCUUGAUUUACUGCAACGCCUGCUGCUUUUCAAUCCAGACAAGAGACUCAGUGCAGAAGAAGCUCUGCAGCAUCCGUAUGUGUCUAAAUUUCACAACCCAUCCAGUGAGCCUAGUUUGGUCUAUGAUGUUAUUUUGCCGGUGGAUGAUGAUGUCCAGCUCUCCGUUACUCAAUACAGAAACAAACUCUAUGAGAUGAUCCUGGAGAAAAGGGCCAGUCGGCAAAUGCAGAAGCUGCCUCAUAUCAGGCAGAAGCUGGAGGAGAAGCCUGCAGACGUGCAUGUGGACGGUGGAUUAACCAGAAGCAGUGAAGCAGGUGCUGUUUCUCAGAGAGAUCCUGACAGAAAAUCUCCCAGGGACAAGAAGAGCAUUAAUGGAGCCAAAGCUGUCAGCAGACCUGAGCAAACACACUCGUCUCCGGAAACCACCUAUAACCCCAUCACACACAUGCCCAAUGGUUCAGUCAAACCUCUCCAACAUCCGUCUCAUCUUCAGAGAUUAGUGAGGAGGAAUCAGGAGAGCGCUGGUGUCCCGCCUGCAGAGGGUGCUAACGGGCCUACGGCCGCAGACCUGCACGGUCGAUCGGCUCCUGUUGCUCGCACACACUCUUUCUCUCUCACACUCGCGCAGCCACUGAAUAAUCCUCUCAUCCGCAAGGAUGAAGCCAUUGUUUCCCGGGCUGUGUGUCACCUCUGCAUGCUUGCCAACGCACGGACACGGACAAUAUUUCUGCCGGUGUUUCAUAAAAAGACCGUAUAUUUUACUGCGCGUCGCUUAAACUCAACGGGUUUGGUCCUGGCCCUGGCCCAUACCCACAGAUGCCAUAUCCACAGAUGCCAUACCCACAAGGGCCCUACGCUCAGGGGCCAUACCCUCAAAGCCCAUACCAGCAGGGGCCCGGCCAGCCUGCCUUCGGUGUUGAUCCUAAUGCUUCUAUGGAGAGUCCUGGAUAUCACGGUGGAGAUGGACCUCCAUCUUACUAUGGAAAUGAUGACUUUGCAAAACUCCAACUGGGAAGAUAAGAGCAUCCGACAGGCCUUUAUCAGAAAGGUGUUCAUGGUGUUGACCGUGCAGCUGUUGGUCACCUUCUCCUUUGUCACCGUUUUCACCUUCGCGCAAGACGUCAAAGUGUUCGUGCGGAGAAACCAGUGGACGUAUUACGUGUCCUACGCCAUCUUCUUUGUGUCUCUGAUCGUUCUCAGCUGCUGUGGAGAAGUGCGCCGCAAACACCCAUGGAACCUGGUGGCACUGUCCAUCCUGACUCUGAGUCUGUCCUAUUUGGUUGGCAUGAUUGCCAGCUACUACGACACUGAUGCGGUCAUCAUGGCGGUGGGCAUCACUGUAGUCGUCUGCUUUGCUGUUGUGGUCUUUUCACUCCAGACCAAAUAUGACUUCACCUCCUGCUAUGGCGUUCUGCUGGUGUGCACGAUUGUCCUGCUGGUCGCCUGCAUCCUUUGCAUCUUCAUCCGAAACAAGAUCCUGCACAUUGUCUAUGCUUCACUCGGAGCUCUGCUGUUCACUUGCUUUCUAGCCGUGGACACUCAGCUUCUGCUGGGCAAUAAGAAGCUGGCCAUCAGCCCGGAGGAAUACGUCUUCGCAGCUCUCAACCUCUACACCGACAUCAUCAACAUCUUCCUCUACAUCCUGGCCAUCGUGGGCCGCACCAGGGACUGAGCGCCCCCUGCUGCAGGAAGAGGGAAGCGCAGUCCGCUCUCUGACCUCACCACAAUCCACCUUCCCUCAUAUAUUCUGCAUUUCAUUCCUCUCUUACAUUCACAGGCUCCCCACAAAGGCUCCUCGGGCCACAUCGCAAAAGAGUUAAGCAGCAUCACUUGCUUUUUUCCUUCCCGAUAAAUCCUGCAAAGAUGAAUUGAGCUGAAGUUGGUUUUAUUGUUCAUUUAAUCAUCGUUAAUUUGGAUAUUGGGUCUGAGAAUCGCAUUACGUGUGACUUCAAAACAACAUCAGCACAUUUAAUUGACUGCAAACUAUAUUCAAUGGCUGCUAUAUGAUAGAAUACACUUCUGAUAUGAUGUUAUGUCAGAUUGUGCGAUUAUAAAACCAACUUCACCUCAAAUUGAAGAUGAUAUGAUUCAAAAACCGGCAUGGCAGAAUAAUUCACAUCGCAGGGAAUAAGAGCAAAUUAAAGCGUCCGCAUGAUCGUCUUAACACAGCCAGGAAUGAUUCCUCUCUAAACCCCCCUGCGUGUAAAUAAUACAAUAAAAGCAACAGUUUUAGGCAUGAGUAUCUUAAUAUCUGGCUGCGCUGCUCACUGUUUGUGUGUGUGUGUGUGUGUGUGUGUUUCUAACAAUUACCGCUUCGCAAACAAAACGUAACACCAGCGGCGUAUACACACUCCAGGAUGAUAAAUCCUGUUAGUGUUGACGUGCGUCAGUCAUUUAUUUAUUAAAACACCAGUCUUAUUGAGAGGAAGGUGAAGUGGUGAGGUUGUGUUUGACUCAAUCUAAAGGUCAGUAUUUAAAGAUUAAACACUACAGCGUUCACUUUUUAUUAUCUCAUCCUGACUACUUUAUAUUUUAUUUGUGUUGUUAAAUAGGCUUGUGUGUGUGAGAGAGAGUGAGAGUGUGCGAGAGUGUGUGCGUGAGAGGGUUUUGCACGUGAGAGUGUGCGCGAGAGUGUUUGCGUGAGAGUGUUUGCACAAAACUGCAUGAGAGUGCGCAAGAAUGUUUGUGCAAAAGUGUGUGAGCGUGAGAGUGUGUGGGUGAGUGUUUGUGCAAAAGUGUGUGUGCGUGAGAGUGUGCGCGAGAGUGUUUGCACGAAGGUGUGUGUACGAGAGUGUUUGCGCAAGAGUGUUUGCGCAAGAGUGUGUGCGCAAGAGUGGUUGUGCGAAAGUGUGUGUACGAGAGUGUUUGCGCAAGAAUGUUUGUGUGAGAGUGUGCGUGUGAGUGUUUAUGCGAGAGUGUUUGCACAAGAGUGUGCGUGUGAGAGUGUUUGCACGAGAGUGUGCGUGCGAGUGUUUGCGCGAGAGUGUUUGCGCGAAAGUGUGGGUGCGAGAGUGCGCAAGAGUGUGCGUGCGCGAGUGUUUGCGCGAGAGUGUUUGCGCGAGAGUGUUUGCGCGAGAGUGUUUGCGCGAGAGUGUUUGCGCAAGAGUGCGUGUGAGAGUGUUUGCGCGAGAGUGUUUGCGCAAGAGUGUGCGUGUGAGUGUUUGCGCGAGAGUGUUUGCGCAAGAGUGUGCGUGUGAGAGUGUUUGCGCGAGAGUGUGCGUGUGAGAGCGUGUGUGCAAGACUGUUUGCGCGAGAGUGUUUGCGCGAAAGUGUUUGCGCAAGAGUAUGCGUGCGAGAGUGUUUGCAUGAGAGUGUUUGCGUAAGAGUGCGUGUGAGAGUGUUUGCUCGAGUGUUUGCGCGAGAGUGUGUGUGCGAGAGUGUUUGCGUGAAAGUGUUUGCACGAGAGUGUUUGCGCGAGAGUGUUUGCGCAAGAGUGUGCGUGCGAGUGUUUGCGCAAGAGUGUGCGUGUGAGUGUUUGCGCGAGAGUGUUUGCGCAAGAGUGUGCGUGUGAGAGUGUUUGCGCGAGAGUGUGCGUGUGAGAGCGUGUGUGCAAGACUGUUUGCGCGAAAGUGUUUGCGUGAAAGUGUUUGCGCAAGAGUAUGCGUGCGAGAGUGUUUGCAUGAGAGUGUUUGCGUAAGAGUGCGUGUGAGAGUGUUUGCUCGAGUGUUUGCGCGAGAGUGUGUGUGCGAGAGUGUUUGGGUGAAAGUGUUUGCACGAGAGUGUUUGCGCGAGAGUGUUUGCGCAAGAGUGUGCGUGCGAGAGUGUUUGCGCAAGAGUGUGCGUGUGAGUGUUUGCGCGAGAGUGUUUGCACAAGAGUGUGAGAGUGUUUGCGCGAGAGUGCGCGUGUGCAAGACUGUUUGCGCAAGAGUGUUUGCGCGAAAGUGUUUGCGCGAAAGUGUUUGCGCGAAAGUGUUUGCGCAAGAGUAUGCGUGCGAGAGUGUUUGCAUGAGAGUGUUUGCGUAAGAGUGCGUGUGAGAGUGUUUGCUCGAGUGUUUGCGUGAAAGUGUUUGCGCAAGAGUAUGCGUGCGAGAGUGUUUGCAUGAGAGUGUUUGCGUAAGAGUGCGUGUGAGAGUGUUUGCUCGAGUGUUUGCGCGAGAGUGUGUGUGCGAGAGUGUUUGCGUGAAAGUGUUUGCAUGAGAGUGUUUGCGCGAGAGUGUUUGCGCAAGAGUGUGUUUGCGCAAGAGUGUGCGUGCGAAAGUGUGCGUGCGGGAGGGUUUGUGCAAAAGGGUUUGUGAAAAAGUGUGUGUGCGUGAGAGGGGUGUGAACGAGAGUGUUUGCACGAAAGUGUGCGCGCGAGAGUGUCUGUAAGAGUGCCCGCGGUAGUGUGUGUGUGUGUGUGUGAGUGCGUGCGUGCGUGCAUGUGUGCCUACGUGCGUGCGUGUGUAUGUGUGUGAGUGUGUGUCUGUGUGAGAGUGAGUGUGUGUGUUAACUCAAUGUUGAUUUUCAUUGUUUGUUGAGUUUGAUAGUGUCUCUAGUUGCAUGUUUAUUUUCAAUAACAUGAUCAGGACAUUUGUAGAAUGAUUCUGGUUUCCUGUGGUUAUUUAUGAGUUAUUUAUUUACCUGCCGGAGGUCGUCUGUCUGAUAAUGGAGUCAUUGGUAAAUGUUUUAUUUUAAUCUGUUCUUCACUGUUAAAAAUAUCUGAUAAUAACAGUUUUACAGGUUCUCUCCAUUUUAAUUAAUUUCAAUUGAAUUGCAUUGUGGAACAUUGAUUUAUUUUAAUUGAUUUAUUAUUAUUAUUAUUAUUAUAUAUUAUUUAUAUUUAUUAAAUAUUCAUCAUAAUUUAAUAAUUAAAUGACUAUUUAUUACAAUUAUGAAUUAUUAUAUAAUUAUUUAUCUGUUUUGAUGGUGAAAAUUCAACUCUACAGUUUAACAAAGUGAUUAUUAUUGACAUUUUAGUAACGAUAUAUUGCAUUAAGAAAUAAUACACAGAGAAUUAAGUGUGUAAAAUAACAGAAAAAAGUACUGGCCGUUCAUUACCAUGUAUAAUAACACCAAUACUGACAAUAAAUCACAAUAAAGUUCAACAUCAAAAAUUGUUGCAGGAAUGAUCAAAGUGCCAUAAUGCAAUCCAAAAGCAUAAAUAAAUAAAUAAAUAAAUAAAUAAAUAAAUACAGAAAACUGUUCAUUCACUGAUAUUUUACAGUGUAUAACUUAAAGAGUGGAUUUCUUAUUUAAUAAUAGAUUUAAUCAUAAUUGCAGUACAUAUGGACUUAUUUCUGUAUAAUUGUAUAUUACCGAAUCUUCAGAAGGGUUCAGAUGUGAAUGUAAAAUGGUGCACAGUUUAUUAUCUAAUGAAUAGCAUUGAAUGAAAUGUGGUGUACAGUAAAAUCUUGCGGUCUCCUGUCCUGCAUGAGGAGCUUUUGAACACUAAACUGGCUGUGAAAAAGGCAUGGAGGAAGAAAAACAUGGACCUGUGUGACAUAAUCCUCAUUUGAUGAUUAUUUUAUUGAAAUGUUUGUGUUUCUAACUCACUUCUGCAGUCGUAAAGCUGUAGUGGAUUGAAGUGUGUGUUUGGGCUUGUAGAUCUUCGCACUGUACAUUCGCAUUAAACUGAAAGUAACUAAUACUCCUCUGCUGCCUGUUUGCUUUUCAUUACAAGAAUAAACUUGGAGGAAACACAA